GUGGCUGCUCGCGGUUAAUCGCCGCUGUCUUACUCAGAGGAAAAACACACCGAUUCCCAGCGUUUUUCUUGGCGAGCUUGUGGAGAAAAAUGUCUUUUUUCCCCAAGAUAUCUUUGAAACCUGAAGUUGAAAACUAUCUUAAAGAGAUCUUUAUGAAUAAAGAGGUCGUGUCUGCUUCAAGCACACAAGCAGCAGAAACGAAGUUUGAAACUCUGUUACGCCGCUUGUCACACCCUCCCUCAUUCACAACUGUGAGAGUGAACACACACUUAGCCUCAGUUGAGCAUGUGAAGAGACUGUUGCUGGAGGAACUUGAGAAGCAGUUUAAUGGAUUACAAGUUCCUGUUCUUCAGCAUCCAGACCUUCCAGAUGUCUUCCUAAUUCCCGUCAUUGGACCUAGAAAGAAUAUAAGAAAACAACAGUGUGAAGUUAUUGUUGGAGCUCAGUGUGGCAAUGCAGUGUUGAGAGGAGCCCAUGUCUAUGUUCCAGGAAUCGUGUCGGCUUCAAAAUUUAUGAAAGCUGGAGAUGUUAUUUCUGUAUAUUCUGAUAUUAAAGGAAAAUGUAAGAAAGGAGCCAAAGAAUUUGAUGGAGCAAAAGUAUUUCUUGGAAAUGGAAUUUCUGAACUAAGUCGCAAAGAAAUCUUCAGUGGGCUACCUGAAUUGAAGAAUGCUGUGGAGAAAGAACUUCAUUCCUUCCACAUUAGCAGCUGGCAGACCGCACUGAGAACUGUAAAGCGCUCAUCUCGCGCGGGCUGCUUUCCCGAUUCCUGGAAUGUCACUCCUGUUGGAGCAGUUAUCCUAGGCAUAGGCAUCAGAAUGACAGAACCUGUAUAUCUUAGCCCUUCCUUUGACCGUGUGCUGCCCAAUUACUUAUUUUUACAAAAUUUGCCAUCUGCUGUAGUAACUCAUGUUCUGAAUCCUCAGCCUGGAGAGAAGAUUCUAGAUUUAUGUGCAGCACCUGGGGGCAAAACAACACAUAUUGCAGCAUUGAUGCAUGACCAGGGAGAAGUAAUAGCAUUGGACAAAAUAUCCAACAAAGUAGAAAAAAUAAAUGAGAAUGCUUCAUUAUUAGGGCUGAAUUCCAUUAGAGCAUUUUGCUUUGAUGGAACAAAGGCAUUUAAAGUUGACAUGACUGAGAACACGGAAGGUGCACCUCCAUUCUUGCCAGAAUCUUUUGAUCGAAUCCUCCUUGAUGCUCCCUGCAGUGGUCUGGGACAGAGGCCGAAUAUGGCUUGGACUUGGACACUAAAGGAAGUGAUGUCAUACCAGCCACUACAGCGAAAGCUCUUUACUGUGGCAGUUCAGCUGCUAAAGCCAGGUGGGGUGCUGGUUUACAGUACAUGCACUAUAACUCUGGCAGAAAAUGAAGAACAAGUUGCCUGGGCCCUUAAAACCUUCCCUUGUCUUCAGCUUCAACCCCAGAAACCACACAUCGGAGGAGAAGGAAUGCUGGGAGCUGGCCUAUCACCGGAGCAGUUGAAACAGCUACAGCGGUUUGACCCGUCCGCCGCACCCUUCCAACACACCUGCAUUGAUUCUCUCAGAGACGCCAGAGGAGAAGACAUGGUUUGGUUGGCAAAUAAGGAUUGCAUAGGGUUUUUUAUUGCAAAAUUUCUGAAAUGUAAAAGCACAGAGGGGGUGGUUUCUUGAAAUGAAAACAGCAAAGAAGCUGGCCAAUAGAAGUAUGUGUAUGCUGUCCUGAGGAGUUGGGGGAUAUUCUAGGUUUGUAAAUCAGCUUAUUCUUUAUAACCUGAAUAGAUGAAAAGGAGCUGUAAAUUGGUAUCUCGGACAUAUUUGCACUUGGCAGCUGUAUUUUAAUUUGUACAUACUAGACUUUUGAAUGUUAAAAUUUGGUGAAACUGAGAACAAAAGAAUAAAACUAUCAACAUUUAAUACGA
This is a messenger RNA of Jaculus jaculus (lesser Egyptian jerboa), 1897 nucleotides long. It is a transcript of the gene Nsun6, whose product is annotated as NOP2/Sun RNA methyltransferase 6. Gene Ontology annotation, biological process: RNA methylation. Gene Ontology annotation, molecular function: RNA binding; methyltransferase activity. The record is from RefSeq and is a predicted model, not a curated record. Lineage: Eukaryota; Metazoa; Chordata; Mammalia; Rodentia; Dipodidae. The transcript is spliced from 12 exons. Bases 90 to 1649 code for a protein of 519 amino acids.